GCGAAAAAAUGAGGAAUUGAAGAAGAAGAUAGGUGCAUUUAUGAAUCAAACGGGCGAUGAUAAGGUCAUGUAUUUUCAAAGGAGAUAAUGGACCUGCCCAAGCAAGUGACGGACAAGCAAGUCAACGAGGACGCGUUAUUCGCGUUGAAGCAAGAGAUUAAUGAGAUGAAGCUGUCGUCUUAUGCAAAGGUGAAUUUGGAAAAGGAGGUUGUUGGGCUGAAGAAGGAAGUGAGCCUGUUGCGGGGACGGAAUGAACAAGCCACGACGGAGGCUAAUCAGUGGAGGGAUGAAGCGCUAAGACCUGUUAAUAAGAGGGGGAGUGUUGCUGUGAACACGCCUGAGGGACCGGUACGAGGUACGCCGAAGCCUCGAUGGACCGAUAACGUACCAGAAGUCGACAAGUGGAGAGAGGAGUAUCGCAACUUGCGUAACUUACACCAAUUGGCUAAUAUAGAAGCGGAAGAUUUGAAGAAGAAACGCGUUGAGGCUGAAGUGAAACGGAUGGAGGCAGAGCAGCAGGUCAAGAAGCUUGAAGAGAAGAUGAGCAAAUUGACUGCGAGCGGAGAGAAAACCAGGAUGGGUGAGGGAACUAAUUUAAAGGAACGACUUGAAGAGGUGGCUCUUCGAUCGGCACGCAAAGGAGUCAAAGCCACGCCGAACAGAUUUGGCGGGAAAGCUUUCGUGGCGGAAGCUUCUAAUACGGCGACUGAGGUCAAUGAUCGGGAGGAGUUUAUUGAAGAGGAGAAGAAAAAGCUGAGAAUGUUAAGAAAGGCUGGGCUGGAACCGCUGUGCAAAGAAGCGGGCAUCAAAGUUGGGAGGGUUGAAGAAACCAUUUGUGAGCUGGUACAGUAUCGGGCUAAGUUGAGAUUUGGAUCUUUAUCGCGAGAAGGUGUGGCUGCGAAAGAAGCCUGCUCGUUUGUCGAUGUGGAGGAUGACACUUCCAAGGAGACGCGUGAUGGAGAGAAUGUUGAUGAGAGAUUCGUCGAGUUAUAGGAGGUCAUCCCGGACGUGGCGAAACUCUGGCAACUUGCGAAUGAGUGUAAGAUUAA
Molecule: messenger RNA, 1049 nt
Organism: Chara braunii
Lineage: Eukaryota; Viridiplantae; Streptophyta; Charophyceae; Charales; Characeae
Source: the annotation of a GenBank genome assembly